AUGGCUCAGUUCUACAGCGAUAUCGACGACGAGAUAGGCCAAUUCUUUUUGCAGGCAUCUGCCACCAGGGCAGAAUGUGACAACCUGGCCCGCACGAGGUUCGGAGGGCCGGUCGAACCUGUUUCAGUCCAAGGGGCGACCAGCUAUACUGUGGUGGUUGGGCCAAACCAUGACAAAAUUGUCCAGUUCCGAGGUAUGGAUGCCCAGCUAGAUAUGAGAAUGUUGGACCUGGCUAGACAGGUUCACGGAGACGUGGUGCCUGCAGGUGCUGCCCUGGGCCACAUUGGCGACGACGCACAACGGCAGCUCGCGAUAUACGAGAUGGACAGACUCCCGGGGGAUAACUACGCCAUGGCCUGGCGCAAGCCGGUGGCUCCAACCCGGUAUGCUCUUUCAACCGUUGCUACCGAGUUGUCUACCAGGCUCGACGACGUCUCAUCCUCCGGUGUUCUCACCGCUCGCUUUGGGCCAGCCUUUGACGAAGUGAGAGAGCAACUGCCGGCCCUCGCUUCCGGGGAUUUUCCAAUGGCGCUCACCCAUAGCGAUCUCAACGAGCUGAACAUCCUCGUCGACGGCGGCAGCGGCAUUAUCACGGGAAUCGUCGAUUGGAACGAUGCUGGCAUUCAGCCCUUCGGUCUCACCCUGUAUGCGCUGGAAAAGUUCAUUGGCAGUAUGGGCCGUGACGGAUGGGUGUACCUCGAUAAUGCUGAUGCGCUUGGAAGGCGUUCGCCCACCACGCUGGGCAGGUAUCCCAGUCACAGAUGA
This is a messenger RNA of Diaporthe batatas, 765 nucleotides long. RefSeq lists its product as uncharacterized. The transcript has 2 exons. NCBI's taxonomy places the organism in Eukaryota, Fungi, Ascomycota, Sordariomycetes, Diaporthales, Diaporthaceae. The record is from RefSeq and is a predicted model, not a curated record. The coding region runs from base 1 to 765 and encodes 254 amino acids.